AUGUCUUGGUUGAUUAAUUCUGUUUCAUCUGAGAUUGCACAAAGCAUAAUGUACUAUGAAUUAGCUACUAAAACGUGGAACGAUCUUCCUGAGCGUUUCAAUGAAGGCAAUGGCCCUUGGAUUUUCCAAUUGCAGACUCAACUCACUCGGCUUCAGCAGGGUGAUUAUUCUGUUUCUGCAUAUUUUACAAAGAUGAAAUCCCUAUGGGAUGAGUUGAAAGAAUUUCAACCAAUAACAACUUGCACUUGUGGUGCAAUGAAAAUUUUCUUGGAUUAUUUCAACCAAAAUCAAGUACUUCAAUUCUUGACUGGUUUGAAUGAAUCCUAUGCAUCAGUUCGUGCUCAAAUUUUGCUUAAUGAACCAAUACCCAAUCUGUCCCGUGUGUUUGCCAUGAUUGUUCAAGGAGAACAUCAAAGAUCCCUCGGAUCUUCUAAUGCAAUCCCCCUGGCUGGGUUUGCUCCACAAUCUGUCAAUGCUGAUCUUUCUUCUGAAUGCCAGCAUUUAAUCUCACUUCUCAGUAAUAAUUCUGCUUCUUAUGCAACAUCUUCGAUAGUCGAUAGUGGUGCUACACACCACAUGUGUUCCAACUUUGCUUGCUUCUCUUCAUUUACUAAUGUUCCAUUUCCUAAGUAUGUCACCUUACCAAAUGGACAAGAAAUACCUGUCCAAAAUGUUGGCACUAUCAAGAUUAACUCUAAAAUUACUCUGCACAAUGAUCCUACUCUGAAUGUGGUGAUUGGGACAGCUGAAAGAUGUGGCAAAUUGUACUUGCUUCAACAAGACAACUCCUCUACUACAGCUGCUACUACAUCUCUUUUUUCUUUCAAUAAAACCAAUGCAUCAUCAAAUACCAUUCUUGUGUGGAAAGACCACAACAAAAUUUGGUUGUUAAAAGAAAAUACCACCACAUACUAA
Molecule: messenger RNA, 915 nt
Organism: Cannabis sativa
Lineage: Eukaryota; Viridiplantae; Streptophyta; Magnoliopsida; Rosales; Cannabaceae
Exons: 5
Coding region: 1-915 (304 amino acids)
Source: RefSeq, a predicted model, not a curated record